Odocoileus virginianus texanus is the source of this 2420-nucleotide messenger RNA. The record is from RefSeq and is a predicted model, not a curated record. NCBI's taxonomy places the organism in Eukaryota, Metazoa, Chordata, Mammalia, Artiodactyla, Cervidae.
CCUGUGAAGUAGACACUACUCUUAUCCCCUCUUUUAUAAAUGAAAAAAACAGAUGUGCAAAGGGAUUAAAAAAAAAAAAACUUGUCCAAAAUCUUCCAGACAGAAACAGAGCUGGGGAUUGAAACCUGCGUGGUCUGUUCCAGAAACCAUUCUCUUAGCAGCUAUCUUUUCCAACUUUCUUUUGAGCUAGAACCUAUUCACAUUGAAAAGAAAAUGUUACAUAUAGUGAACUCUGACACUUAUUUAAUAUGCUUUUUCUUUUCUGUUUCAGGUAUCUGACAGCAAGCAGCAAUAGAAAUUUCCUGCUUACCAUGAGGCCCUUCUUAAAAAGGGCCACUUUGGUCAUAAGUUAUGUGAUCGUUGUUCUGUACUUUCGUCUGUGGAUAAUGGGAGGAUCUAUGCCCCUCUUUUCAGAGCAGGAUAAUCCGGCUUCAUUUUCGCCUUACAUUCUUACAAGAUUCCUUACUUAUUCCUACCUCUUGGCCUUCAACGUGUGGCUUCUGCUUGCACCGGUUACCCUGUGCUAUGACUGGCAGGUGGGCAGUAUUCCUCUGGUAGAGACCAUAUGGGACAUACGGAACGGAGCUACCAUCCUUCUGGCAGUUGUGAUGGCCUUACUGAGUCUUCAUUGUUUAGCAGCCUUCAAGGUAAUUUUCUUAACAUUCAAAUGAACACUGCAUUGGAAGAGAGAUACUGUAUACUCAGUAAUGCUUUUUUUCCCCAAGGAAAUGUGGGUCUAAAUUGAAUUUAUCCUUCUGUCUAAAAAAAGCUUUAUAUUUAAAAAUUUUCCAGAAAGGUAAUAUUUAUUUUGAAGACUUUAAUGAGGUUAGGAGAUCAAGGCUAUCUUAAUUAUAUAUUUUAUUUUUUCCACCAACUAUUUAGAAAUUGGAUCUGAAAUUUAAUGUUCACAAAUGAGAAAUUUUUUUUCCUGCAGUGGUUGACUAUUUUUUGACGCAAUUGUUUUAUUUCAUGUAAUGAUAAGUGAGAUAUUGACAACAUAGUCAUAAGUGCUUAAAAUAUGGUUAAGACUCUACUUACAUUAAUGAAUGCCUGUCUGAGUUGGUUGGGUGAUUCUCAUUACAAAAAAUACUACUACAAAGCUUUAUUAAUAGUUUUAUUAUUGGAAACUUGGGAAAAUAUUGGAAUAUGGAAAAUUAUUAACUGUAACAUUUAAAAAUGAUCAAAGAUGGCAAAGAACUCGAAAAUAUUUACUUGUUAAAAAUGUCUACAGCCUUGGGCAAGAUGCUUCUUGUUUCAAGAUGUUCCUAUACCCUCAGAGAAGAUGUUAAAAAUCCACAGGUUUACUGACUGAAGGUGGCUGAUUUGGUUGGAAAAACAGCAGAGCAGCUAAAAAUUUAAGGCGGAGGUUUAGGAGGCAAGAGAGCUAUAGAAGGGCUGAGAUGAUACACUCUCCACACAUUCAUGGAUGACUGUGAAAACAAUUAGUGCACAUAGGAUGCCCUAGAAAGCACAAGCAAAAUUGAAAGCCUGGGAAGGCUUACUUAUUUGCUGCAAAUUUGAAUGAAUUCUUUAGCACAUAUACAGGUUGGGUGGUAGAGGGUAGAACUUCCACUGGCUGGAGUUGUCUUAUGUUUGAUCUCUGUUGAAAUCAUUGGCUGAUCUCAAAGAUAUGCUGGCACAAAAGAUACUCCCCCAGAGAUUCAGGCAGAAGAAAGAAAGAAACCCCAAAAAAAGUCAGUAUACUUCAGUUUGCCCCCAGCACCUGAUACAGGAUGCUGAUAUCCAUGCUCAACCUAGUGAUGGGACAAGACAUCUGUGAUGUUGGGCAACCCACUGCUGAUCAGGGGAAACUAACAAGCCCAGGAACAAAUUGUACACAGCUAGGAAAGACCAUAAGCAGAGACGGAGCUCAAAACCUAUGCCAAUCCACUACAAAGUAUCAAAUAAAGGUAACCCAGAAUCAAAUGUGGUUUUACUUCAUAGUUCCCAGGAUCCCACCUGCAAAGAUAGAAUAGCAACCCAGCACUGUGUUGGUGUGGCUGUGGAAACUUUAAACUGGAUGGAAUAGCAGUUCAGGCCUGCCUCCUGUCCCUACCAUCACUGAUGCCUCACCUACUCCAGCAGAGACCUCAAGGCCUCUCUAGUCUUACUCUAGUUGAGUUUUUCCUAUGCCCCUGGUAUAGGAUUCUUGUCAAAAUCAGCUCCAGUGCAUGGCCUUUGGAGGCACUGAGCUUGCUAUUCACUGGUCCCCAAGAAAAAAAUAAAUGCUGACAGCUCCAGUGGUUACUAGAGCUGAAUGUCCUCUAAUGCAUGGUCACCCUCAGGAUUUCUCUGUCUCACUCAGGGCUAUGGAUGAGUAUGGAGGGCAGAUGGUUAGUCAGCAAAGUCACAAAAAAAAAAGAAAAAAAAAUUUCAGCUGUCUAUAGAUUUUCAAUUUGUGUCCAGGCAAGUUUAUCACA